AUGAGAAAAGAACUAAAAUUCCUAAUAUACUCGAAUAUACUUCUAUGGGUCUUCAUAGUAUACUAUACAUUCGAUCUUUUGAUGAUAUGUAUAGAUGAUACAACAAAAGAAGCAUUCACAGAUGACGAUUUAAAUAACAUACCAACUAAAAUAUCAAAUAAACCACAAUUAAUUCCAAAAAUAAUACAUCAAACAUAUAAAACAACUGAUAUCCCAAAACAUUGGAAAGCAGGUCAACAAAGAUGUAUAGAUUUACAUCCAGACUACGAAUAUAUAUUAUGGACAGAUGAAAUGGCUCUAGAUUUUAUCAAGGAGAACUAUCAUUGGUUCUUACCCACAUUUAAAAACUAUAAAUAUCCAAUUCAAAGAGCAGACGCUAUAAGAUAUUUCAUAUUAUUACAUUAUGGUGGUGUCUAUAUAGAUUUAGAUGAUGGCUGUGAAAGAAGAUUGGAUCCUCUAUUGACUGCGCCUGUGUUUUUAAGGAAAACUUCUCCAAUUGGUGUAUCAAACGAUGUUAUGGGUUCAGUACCAAGACAUCCAUUCUUCCUUCGGGCUAUUAAAUCAUUAGAACAUUACAAUAAAUCAUGGUAUAUCCCAUAUAUGACAAUAAUGUCUUCCACAGGUCCCCUUUUCAUAAGUAUAGUUUGGAAACAAUAUAAAAGAUGGACAAAACAAAGUAUAGUCGAUAAUGUGAUUAGAAUUAUACAACCAGAUGAUUACAAAAUGACAUCACAUUCAUUCUUUUCCAUUUCAAAGGGUUCAUCAUGGCAUAUGGAUGAUGCAGCAUUUAUGAAAUCUCUAGAAAAUCAUAUUCUUUCAUGUGUAGUAGCGGGAUUUAUCGCUGCAUUUUUUGUAUUAUAUUUCCAAUAUUGUUUCUAUUGUUUCCUUUGUGCUUCCAAAAAUUCUUACAGUGUUUACUUCUUUAAAUUGAUUAAUCUCAUUAAGAAUAUUUCAAGAGCUUUAUGGACUAAAUUCAACUCAUACACUAAAUCAUCAUCGUCAUUAGCAUCAUCAUCAUCAUUCAAUGGGAAUUACAGCAUUUCCAAUGAAAGUUUACAAAUGAAAAGAUUAAGAAAAGAUUCAAACGCCAUAACGUUAGUAGAUCUAGAGAAAAAUCCAAAUACAGGACAAUUAAUUAUCUAUUCUUAA
Naumovozyma dairenensis CBS 421 is the source of this 1149-nucleotide messenger RNA. It is a transcript of the gene SUR1, whose product is annotated as mannosylinositol phosphorylceramide synthase catalytic subunit SUR1. The coding region runs from base 1 to 1149 and encodes 382 amino acids. Lineage: Eukaryota; Fungi; Ascomycota; Saccharomycetes; Saccharomycetales; Saccharomycetaceae. The transcript has a single exon. The record is from RefSeq and is a predicted model, not a curated record. Gene Ontology annotation, molecular function: mannosyltransferase activity. Gene Ontology annotation, biological process: mannosyl-inositol phosphorylceramide biosynthetic process.